AUGAGACUGUUGCUCAAAGUCCCACAGCUGGUUUGGUCUCGACUUAAUUCCAGAGGUGUUGAUAGAAAAAUUGAUCAUGUUGAGUUCAGCCUCCACAUUCUCACUGUCUCAUCCCUUGGCUUCUUUGGCCUCUGUGAAGCACAGAGUUUCAGGGGCCAGAGUGGAUUUAAGUCUCUUGCUCUCCUUCACAGAUACUACGGUGGGACUGAGUUUAUCGAUGAGCUGGAGACACUGUGUCAAAAGCGAGCGCUGCAGGCCUAUAAUCUGGACCCCCAGUGCUGGGGAGUCAACGUCCAGCCCUACUCAGGCUCCCCUGCAAAUUUUGCAGUGUACACUGCCCUGGUGGAACCCCAUGGGCGCAUCAUGGGCCUGGACCUGCCUGAUGGGGGCCACCUGACCCAUGGGUUCAUGACAGACAAGAAGAAAAUCUCUGCCACAUCCAUCUUCUUUGAAUCUAUGCCCUAUAAGGUGAACCCAGACACUGGCUACAUCAACUAUGACCAGCUGGAGGAGAACGCCCGCCUCUUCCACCCAAAGCUGAUCAUCGCAGGAACCAGCUGCUACUCCCGAAACCUGGACUACGCACGUUUGCGGAAGAUUGCAGAUGAGAAUGGGGCGUAUCUCAUGGCGGACAUGGCACACAUCAGUGGGCUGGUGGCGGCUGGCGUGGUGCCCUCCCCUUUUGAACACUGCCACGUGGUGACCACCACAACCCACAAGACCUUGAGAGGCUGCCGAGCUGGCAUGAUCUACUACAGGAGAGGAGUGCACAGUGUGGAUCCCAAGACCGGCAAGGAGAUUCUAUACAACCUGGAGUCGCUCAUCAACUCUGCCGUGUUCCCAGGCCUGCAGGGAGGACCCCACAACCACGCCAUUGCUGGUGUUGCUGUGGCCUUGAAGCAAACCAUGACUCCGGAAUUCAAAGUUUAUCAGCACCAGGUGGUGGCCAAUUGCAGGGCUCUGUCUGAGGCCCUGAAGGAGCUGGGCUACAAAAUUGUCACAGGUGGUUCUGACAACCAUUUGAUCCUCGUGGAUCUCCGUUCCAAAGGUACAGAUGGCGGAAGGGCUGAGAAGGUGCUAGAAGCCUGUUCUAUUGCCUGCAACAAGAACACCUGCCCAGGUGACAGAAGCGCCCUGCGGCCCAGCGGACUGCGACUAGGGACCCCAGCACUGACAUCCCGAGGACUUACGGAAAAAGACUUUCAAAAAGUAGCCCGCUUUAUUCACAGAGGGAUAGAGCUGACUCUGCGUAUCCAGGACGACAUCGGUGCGAGGGCCAGCCUGAAGGAGUUUAAGGAGAAACUGGCAGGGGAUGAGUACCAGAGCGCCGUGCGGGCUCUCCGGGAGGAGGUCGAGAGCUUUGCUUCUGUCUUCCCUCUACCUGGCCUGCCCGACUUUUAACAGAGCCACCUGCCCCGCACCUGCCGGGCACUGUUGAGGAAGCCACCUGCGGGAGGACCCAGAUUCCCGAGAGUCAGAAGAGCUGCCCCAUAGGAACCUAUGUAGUUUCUUUGUGUGCCCUUUGAGGGAGUUUAUUUUGGACUUUUUUCAUGUUUCUUCACAAAUCAAAAUUUAAGUUCCGUUGUUAGUAAUUCUGGUAUAGGUUAUUAAAAAAUACAAAUUUGAGCCUCACUUUCUCACUGCUGUAUAUACUCAUUCUAGAAAAAUAAAAUACUGUGUAGCCAUUUAGCCUUAAUCAUUUAGACAGUGGUAUGGGGCAAAGCUAUUAGAAGGAUUUGGGAUUGUGCCUACCCUUCUCUCAGAGUUACUGGGCUCUCUGCUGCCUGCUGCAAUAGAGUACCAAGUUCACAGCCUGUGAACGCUGCCCAUUCUAGCUCACUACCCAGUGGAUGCCAAAGGAGAACUGAAUUAGAGCCAUUACAGUUGAAGAAGGAACAACUUCAGAAGCCACUGCUAUGUGCUGUAAGUCAGAACUGUAAGUUAGACAAGGCUUUUGCUCUCAGGAGCUCUAAGUACACUGUAGAAAUGAUCUCCAUCCACCAGGUGGGGGAAGUCCUGUGUCCCAUCUGGUGUGAAAAUCAACCAGGGGCUUUCCUGCUGCCUGAGAUAACCAACGCCCUGCUGCACUCAGGAAACCAAAUGUCACCUUCCCAAAGAAACUUUAUUUUUCACAUAGCUGAAGUGCAAAACAUAGGUGACCAUUUUUAAUAAGCACAAUUAAAUUUUUAACCACAGAAUGUCUACAAGAAUUAUAGCUUUAAAAAAUACAACCAAUUUUUAUAUUCCAAAAAUAUCUGAACUCAAAUAAAUUAAUGUCUUAAAAAGUA
This is a messenger RNA of Propithecus coquereli (Coquerel's sifaka), 2288 nucleotides long. RefSeq names its product serine hydroxymethyltransferase 1 (soluble) (gene SHMT1). Gene Ontology annotation, molecular function: zinc ion binding; cobalt ion binding; glycine hydroxymethyltransferase activity. Gene Ontology annotation, biological process: L-serine catabolic process; folic acid metabolic process; cellular response to leukemia inhibitory factor. Gene Ontology annotation, cellular component: cytosol; cytoplasm; nucleus. The record is from RefSeq and is a predicted model, not a curated record. NCBI's taxonomy places the organism in Eukaryota, Metazoa, Chordata, Mammalia, Primates, Indriidae.